CUGCUUGUGUUACAGAUUGCCCUGAAGUAUGAUCCCCAGAUAGAAGAAGACCUGCGUAACUGGAUAGAAGAGGUUACAGGCCUGAGCAUUGGUGCAAACUUCCAGCUGGGACUGAAAGAUGGCAUCAUUUUAUGCGAGCUUAUAAAUAAGCUGCAGCCAGGAUCAGUGAAGAAAAUUAAUCAAUCAAAACUAAAUUGGCACCAGCUGGAGAACAUUGGGAAUUUUAUCAAAGCAAUCCAAGUCUAUGGCAUGAAGCCACAUGAUAUUUUUGAAGCCAAUGAUCUUUUUGAAAAUGGAAAUAUGACUCAAGUGCAGACUACUCUCGUGGCACUAGCAGGUCUGGCAAAAACCAAAGGUUUUCAUACUACAAUUGAUAUUGGUGUCAAAUAUGCUGAGAAACAAGCACGAAGUUUUGAUGCAGGAAAACUAAAAGCUGGUCAAAGUGUAAUUGGCCUUCAGAUGGGCACCAAUAAGUGUGCCAGUCAGGCAGGCAUGACUGCUUAUGGAACUAGAAGACACCUCUACGAUCCAAAAAUGCAAACUGAUAAGCCAUUUGACCAGACAACAAUCAGCCUACAGAUGGGCACUAAUAAAGGAGCCAGUCAGGCUGGUAUGCUGGCACCAGGUACCAGAAGAGACAUCUAUGAUCAGAAGCACAUAUUGCAACCUGUGGAUAACUCGACUAUUUCAUUACAAAUGGGCACCAACAAAGUAGCUUCACAGAAGGGAAUGAGUGUGUAUGGGCUUGGACGGCAAGUGUACGACCCCAAGUACUGUGCUGCACCAACAGAACCCGUCAUUCAUAAUGGCAGCCAAGGAACAGGAACUAAUGGGUCAGAAAUCAGCGAUAGCGAUUAUCAGGCAGAAUACCCAGAUGACUAUCACGGAGAGUACCAAGAUGACUAUCAAAGAGAUUACCAUGGUCAGUACAGUGACCAAGGCAUUGAUUACUAGAUUUGCAUCUGAAGCUCAGUAUUAGUCCAUUAUUUUAUUCAGUAAGAACGAAACUAGCCUUGUGGAAUUGUUACCUGUCUUUCCUACAGACUAUACUUAAUGUACCUAAAGAAAUACUGCCUUACAUACAUUCCUCUUUUCUUUCUCUGCCCUUUCCCUGUCUAGUUGCCUUUAGUGCUGUAACAGUUGUAGUCUACAGCAUAACCAAUAACUGCAUAUGAAGUAAAAAGGAAUACUGUGAAAGGGGGAGUGCUCUUGUACAGCCAGGUCUUCUAAUAAGGAGCUAUGCAUUUUUACAAUCUACUUAAGUAGGUUUUUACAUACCACAUGAAGCCUUCAUUUUACAUAUUUACAGCUUUUCUGUUUUCCAGAUGAAAUCAAAGAAUUUAAUGCUCAAAGUUAAAUGUGGUCUUUGCCAAUUAAGCCUAAGGCAUCACGAGUGAUUUAAAUCUCAUUACUAUGUUUUUAAAGUAUUGUUUGCUAAUGGUAAGUCUUGCAUUAGAUGUGUGCAUUUGUGAUUUCAAAUUCAUUCCAUUACUCACACUGACCAAACUCUUAGAAAUAGUUGUCUUACUAAAAAGGGAGCUUGUACAAAGUCUUGAGCCAAUGGAAGUCCCACAUCUGAUGGUGCAUUUACCUUUUAUUGUGCCAUAAUAUAUCCAUGUAGAAGUGCUUUUUCUUCCUUGAACUGUAUUUAUUGCCACACUUCUCAAACUGAUCCCAGUGUAUUUUUAUAAAUAAAUAUUUUUUCUUAAAGGUA
Messenger RNA from Meleagris gallopavo (turkey), 1714 nucleotides. The record is from RefSeq and is a predicted model, not a curated record. Lineage: Eukaryota; Metazoa; Chordata; Aves; Galliformes; Phasianidae.